GCUGGGCUGGGAGUUUUCGUGAAUUUCUUUCUUUUGUGGCAGCGAAAUAAAAGUGAAAAUAUAAUUAUUUGAUAUUAUCAUAACAAAUAAAAAUGGCAGAAAUAUCGUGGCCUUGGCAGUAUAAUUUCCCACCGUUCUUUACAAUCCAGCCACAUUCAGAAACGAGAGCAAAGCAAUUAGAAGCGUGGGAACAGUUGAUAAUAGACUACUUGAAGGAAACAAAACAGUCCACUAUAGACAUAAGGGAGUCACAGAAUAGCCCUUUAUUCAAUAAUACAUCUAUAAAUAGAAAGUUAUCACAAGAAGCCAUUCUGACUGUUUUAGAUGACAUGGUUAAGACGGGAAAGGCAGCGCCUAUAGAUAAAAGUAAAACUAUAUGGGAAAUAUACUGGCAUUCGCUGGAUGAAUGGGGCAACAUGGUGUACAACUGGGCCUGCAAUAAUGGAAUGAACAAUUCUGUUUGUACUUUAUUUGAAUUGAGGGAAGGAGACAACACUACUGAUGAAGAGUUCCACGGUCUAGACAUGAACGUACUUGUGAAGGCACUAAAAACACUAGAACUGAAAGGCAAAUGUGAACUGAUAGAAUUUGAUGAAAACCAAGGUGUGAAGUUCUUCUGAGCGACUGUUAGAUAGUGUUCCUACCCCCGGUUACUGACUUCGACGCAAAAUUAACAGUUUUUAAAGCAUUAUCAGAGGAUAAAACGCGGGUGCCUCAGAGUUACGACCUACCCGCGAUUUCUGUUUUAUACAUUUUUCUUAAACCCAUAUCAACCCAAUCAUGAAAUACUAGGCUGUAUGGAUUAUGUCCAUUGCCUAUUCAGAGAAUGAUUAAAAAGUAAUAACACAACAGGAAUUUCUAUAAUUCAUUGUACUAAGUAUCUAAUUCAUUGAUAUACCGCUAGAUGGCGCUAACUAAAAGCUGAUAAUUUUCGUGGUGGAGCUCAGAAAAAGGGGGUGAAUCGAUUAAUAUUGUAAGUACAUUUUAUUUUCUAUAUGAAAAUGUUGAAUGCAUUUUGUUAAGUUAUAGCUAUUUUAAUGUUGGAAUAUAUUGCCUCAUAUUUUUUA
Molecule: messenger RNA, 1067 nt
Organism: Ostrinia nubilalis (European corn borer)
Lineage: Eukaryota; Metazoa; Arthropoda; Insecta; Lepidoptera; Crambidae
Gene: Vps25
Product: vacuolar protein-sorting-associated protein 25
Exons: 3
Coding region: 93-620 (175 amino acids)
Biological process (GO): protein transport to vacuole involved in ubiquitin-dependent protein catabolic process via the multivesicular body sorting pathway
Cellular component (GO): ESCRT II complex
Molecular function (GO): structural molecule activity; protein homodimerization activity
Source: RefSeq, a predicted model, not a curated record